AGAGAGAGAGAGAGAGAGAGAGAGCAUUGAAGUUUGAUGUUGGCCUCAACCCAGGAUCCAUCUGUCUGCCCUUCUGUCUCUCUCCUUUUUUAUUCUAUUCCCAUAUAUAUAUAUAUUUAUAUGUAUAUAUAUACACACACACUGACACACACACACAUCCUGUCAUCCCACACACAUUACAUUACUUAUAUUUCUCCAUUCUCAUAAACUCUUCACUCUUCUUCAGUCUUUCUUUCACCACCUCUCUCUCUCUCUCUCUCUAGAUCUCUUUCUCUCUCUUCAAUACACACAGAGAAAUGACGAUGAUGAGCAGCAGCAACAAUGGCGGGAGCGUGCAGAGCAUGGGAGACACAUCGUUGACCAAAGUCUUCGUGGGAGGAUUAGCAUGGGAGACUCCCAAGGAAUCCAUGAGGGACCACUUCCACAAGUACGGCGAUAUUCUCGAGGCCGUCAUCAUCUCCGACAAGCUCACCGGCCGAUCCAAGGGCUACGGCUUCGUUACUUUCAAGGAUGCCGACGCCGCUAAGAGAGCUUGUGAAGAUCCCUCUCCGAUCAUCAACGGCCGCCGUGCCAACUGCAAUCUCGCCGCCCUUGGUGCCCGCCGUCCUAGAUCCUCCUCCACCACCGCCGCCGCCAGUAACAACAACAACACUCCUCCUCAACAGGGAGUGAAUGUUGGACCAAGGGCUAGAGGGUCAACGACACCACCUCCUAGUCACGUGCAAUGGUACUAUCCAGCGGGUACACCUGCGGCGGCUGCAGCGGCGGCUCCUCCCUUCCACCCGCAUCAGCACCACCACCAAGCGGCGGUUCCGUUCUACGGCUACUCUCCUACCUACAUUGCAACAACCGACAUGAAUUACAAUCAUAAGCUAGGUUACAAUGGUGGGUCCUACAUGAAUGGGCAUUAUAGUCAAUUGUACCAGGGGCAGGCUAUGGUAGGUGCGAACACACUGAUUCAACCGAUGUACCCUCUCUAUUUCCACCAAUCACAGACAAUGGGCCUUCCUGCCCACGUGUACUCACCCACGCCAGCUGGCCCAAUACCCACUCUCAUUUCCAAGCCCACUUCUAUUGCCCCUCCUAAUGCUGCGGUUUGUCUGGCUGUGGAAUAAAUAGGUACAUUUUGGAGAAAAAUGGUGGUUAAGAGCAAUUAGGGGGAAAAGGGCAAAAGAGGAAAAUAAGUACAACAAAUAGGGGAGAGUGAUUGCUGCUCAGAACAAAACUAUUAUCAUAUCUGUAGUGGCUCUUUCUUUCCAAUUUUUAUUUUUUUUUAUUUUUUUUUUAUUUUCAUUUUUUUAUUUUUAGGAAUCUAAUUCAUUCAUUGUUAUUAAUUAUUAUUAUUAUUAUUAUUAUUAUUAUUAUUAUUAUUAUUAUUAUUAUUAUUAUUAUUAUUAUUAUUAUUAUUAUUAUUAUUAUUAUUAUUAUUAUUAUUGUUAUGAUUUGUUUCUCUAACAUGUAAUGCUGCAUCUAGGAAAUAUAAUUGUAACAAUUGACAUGUAAUGAUUAUUCUCAUGCUUUAUGAGAUGAUUUUUUCAUGGCUUAAUUAAUUGAACUCAUUAAUAAUUAUUUUCUCUUA
Molecule: messenger RNA, 1579 nt
Organism: Erythranthe guttata (spotted monkey flower)
Lineage: Eukaryota; Viridiplantae; Streptophyta; Magnoliopsida; Lamiales; Phrymaceae
Product: putative RNA-binding protein ARP1
Molecular function (GO): RNA binding
Source: RefSeq, a predicted model, not a curated record